AGAUGCCAGGGGAACAUAAGCAGGUGUUUCUCUCAUUUCUCCCAUCCUCAUUCACACAUUAAGGAUCACAGCACUGCUGUGGGGAUGGACAGACGGAGGAGAGCUACUGUAGCUCUGACACUCAAUUUUCUCUCCCUCCUCUUUUCUAUCACUGCCUUCAGCAGCAGUUACUGGUGUGAAGGGAUCCGAAAAGUCCCCAAACCUUUCUGCACAGGGAAAGCCAGGGAGAAGCAGGCUUACUGUAUUCGAUUUAACAACUCUGAAACAAACAACAGCAAUGUGGUCCAGUACACUUGGGAAACUGGAGAUGAUAAAUUUAUCGAAAGACAUUUCCAUGCUGGGAUUUGGUAUUCCUGUGAGGAGAACAUUAGCGGUGAUGGAGAGAAAUGCAGAAGCUUUAUUAACCUCACACCCCCUGCAGACAGAGGUGUGUUGUGGCUUUCUAUUGUAGCGGAAGUGUUGUACAUCACAUUGCUCCUUACAGGAGUGAGUCUAAUGUCAGUGGAAGUGUGUUAUUAUACGUCUGUUAUUGACGGGCUCAAGCUGAAUGCCUUUGCAGCCAUUUUUACUGUUUUAUCAGGAUUGCUAGGGAUGGUGGCGCACAUGAUGUAUACUACUGUGUUUCAGAUGACGGUCAAUCUAGGCCCCGAGGACUGGAGACCUCAGAAUUGGGACUACGGCUGGUCUUACUGCUUGGCGUGGGGAUCUUUUACAUGUUGUAUGGCUGCCUCCGUGACCACGAUCAACAGAUACACAAAGACUAUUCUAGAAUUCAAACAGAGGCGGCGGAAUCUGGAGAGAAGUUUACAGAAUAAACAGAAGACACUACAACAGGACGGCUCCCAGCCUGGGUGGGAUCUUUAUAUGAACACAAUACAAGGCAACAGAGAGGGUUUUGUGGAUUUAUCAGUUAGUGGGCAAAGUCCUUCAGCAUAUGGCAAUUUAAACCACUUUCCCCACACACAAUGUGAUGAGUACUGCUAGUUUUUAAUAUAUUUGGAUAUUCUUGUGAUUAUAUAUUUUUUUCUUAAUAAAAUCAUACAACAGACA
Molecule: messenger RNA, 1050 nt
Organism: Pseudophryne corroboree (corroboree frog)
Lineage: Eukaryota; Metazoa; Chordata; Amphibia; Anura; Myobatrachidae
Gene: GSG1L2
Product: GSG1 like 2
Exons: 5
Coding region: 85-984 (299 amino acids)
Cellular component (GO): plasma membrane
Source: RefSeq, a predicted model, not a curated record